UUCUUCUUCAUCUUCUUCUUCACAACACAACUCUGCUCAAAAGCCCAGAUGGGGGGCCCCCAAAUCUCUCUUCUGCAUGUCUAUUAUGUCCAAAUCUGCCGAGUCUAGAAGCAUUUACAGCGAUUCUCUAAUCGGAUCAUUCAAUGUCAUGUUUUUUUCUUAAGCUGCGGCGAUUUCUGUCCUGUUCAUAAUCAUGGAUGAGUGCUUUCUCGCUUCCUCAUCACAUUCUUGUGUUGCAGAUAAUUGGGCGAAUUAACAUGGAGUUUGAUUUCAGAGUUAAUGGGACUUGUUCCAAUCCUCACAUUGGUAAAAUGAUGAUGGUUGAGGAUUCGGAUUCGGAUAUCCAUGCAAUAAGGGGAGGAGGAGGAGGAGGAGGGUGUUCUUCGAGUACUAUCACAGAUUCUUUGAAGGAGACUAUGAUUAGCCAGGAAGGUGUAUUACAGAAACAGAUCUUUGAACUGCACCGGCUCUAUGGCAUUCAAAAGAACCUUAUGGAGAAGUUUGACUGCUGCAAAAAGAUAGACAACUUCGGUUUGUGGAAUGCAAGUGCACAGACAAGAUACUCUUUUGGAGGAGAAGAUAAUAAUGACUUUCCUGCAUUUCCCAUGGUGUUUUCUGCCCAAGCUCUGCUCCAGAGAAAUCCCAUUGAUCUUCAGCUUUCUGUUCUGGAUCAAGUAUCAAAUAAAGAAUAUUUAAGCUGUGAUGUCUCUACUCAAAAUCCAGUUAUCGAUUUGGAGGAGGAACCAGUUGAUGAUGUAUCUAACUUGUAUGAUAAAUCCACAUCAUCAGCAUCAUCAUCGCCUGCCAAUAUCUAUUUCCCGCAAAAUGUAGUUAAUAUGAAGAAAGAUGAUGAUAGUUGUAUUCUAACAGAGAGAACUUCCUGUUAUCAAGGAUUGGAUCUCAAUAAACAACCUGAAGAUGACAAUUCAGAUCUGUUCAUGAAUUCAAACAGCAGUAGUGGUAGAAUUGACUACGGAAAUGAAACUUGGCAGAUUGAUCUCAAUUCUGUGUCGAUGACUCAAUCUGAAAUGGGUAGCUGCAGCGGGAACUCAAAAUAUCUUGCACGCAACAAUACUGAUAUAAGCAUAUCAAACACGAUGGAGACAAAUAACAAGGAUGUUGAAGAAGAUGGGAAUUGCAAGAUAUCCGAAAUUCAGAUUGCAAAAUCAAAGUCGGAAGUUGAAUCAAUUGAUGAGAAGGGAGCAGAUGAGUCACGGGUGGUAAUGGAUCUUGGGAUUCUAGAUGCAGUUGAGUCUCUUAUGAGCAUGUUUUUGUCGUCAGGAAGUCCAUUGGCCAUGGAUGUUGAUGUUGUUGUUGAUGACGAUGAUGGGGAAAUUCAGCCAGAGCGUUCAUUGGAUUCAUACGAGCUGAUUGUACUGAAUCUAGAGGAAUGUAGUAGUAGUGCAUAUGAGAAAUGCGUUGUUUCCUCGAAGGAGAAGGUGAUGAAGGAGGAGGAGGAGGAGUCUCCAAUCAAGUUGAGGCGUGGGAAAAGGAGAAUAAAAGAUUUCAGAAAAGAUGUACUUCCUAGUAUGGCAUGUCUUUCUAGACACGAGAUUCAAGAAGAUGUAAACAUUAUGGAAGCUGUGAUUAGAUCGAGAGAGUACAAGAACAUAAUGAGAACCAAGACGACGAAUGUAGGAGGUGAUAAGUGGUUUACACCCGUAAAGAAGAGGAGCAGGAGGUCAAAGCAGACAUAAUUGGUAUUUCUCAUGAGUAUUCAUCAAUCAUCAACAACAAGGUUAAUUAGUUGUUUCUUUUUGUAGCAUAUUUCCAACAAAUUACUCCAAUUUAAGAACCAUGAUUGAUUUACUAUAAUAGAACAUGUGUUUGAUAUAGUGAAACUUUUGUCAUGAAGAACAUCCAUCUGUUCUUUCCUCAACACUGAGCAUCAUAGAGUCUAAUAAUUCCUUAAUGGAA
Molecule: messenger RNA, 1917 nt
Organism: Impatiens glandulifera
Lineage: Eukaryota; Viridiplantae; Streptophyta; Magnoliopsida; Ericales; Balsaminaceae
Exons: 5
Coding region: 198-1697 (499 amino acids)
Source: RefSeq, a predicted model, not a curated record